AUGGACUCCCAGUGGCAGUCCUACGCCGAUCCGUCCGGUGCCGCGCGCCGACACAACGGUGCUGUUCCCCAGCAGCAGGCCCCGCCGCAGCAGCCGCCGCCGCCUACCUACAAGUAUGAUCACUACGGCGGCGCUCCCGUCGCUUCUGCUGGCACCUCAUCUGCCGCCUCCCCCCUAGCUGCUCCCCAUAUUCGCGACGGCAACGGUGAUAUUGCCAUGCAUGACGCCCACGACGCUCACGCCGGUAUCAAGUACCCAAUGAGGCCCCUCCACCAGAGUCACCCCUCCUCGUCUGGCCGAGGCUCGGGCCUGCACUCCCCCGCCGAUGCCUCCUCUGCAGCCCAGCGAUACUCGCCAAUGGAUACGCUGCCGCCAUCGUCUCCCUACGCACCCAAGCCGCCUGCUUUCAGCAACCCGCCUUCCCAGAGGCAGUCUCCCGCCAAGCAGGCCGAGUAUUCCACGAGUCCUUACUACCCGGCACGCCAACCUCCGCCCUCUCAGCAGCUCCCUCCUCUGAGCACCUAUGCCUCAGCCCCAUCCCACGAGGCGUAUCCCUCAUCAGCCGUCUCGGCCUCGAGUGACAUGCCGCUAUUCCCGCCCGAUCCCAAGUCUCCACGUCGCCAGGCUCCCAUGCCCGCCCCGCGAGGACCCGUCCCCGAGUUCCAAAAGGUUCGCGGCCCCAACGAUCUGCGGCCCAAGCUGAACCAGCAGCCGCCAUUCCGUCGUGCCAACCCCGAGGGAGGUUUCAUCAGCCCUCUGCAAGCUCUGACGUCCCACCUACCGGCUACGUAUCGCAUUUGCAACCCUGAAUUCAAGUACGAGACAUCACGGAACCCGCGCCGAGUCCUCACCAAGCCAAGCAAAGGCGUCAAGAACGAUGGCUAUGACAACGAGGAUAGCGACUACAUCCUCUAUGUCAACGACAUCCUUGGCUCCGAAGAGGCCGGCCAUAAAAAUCGCUACCUUAUCCUGGAUGUUCUGGGUCAGGGCACUUUUGGUCAGGUCGUCAAGUGCCAGAACCUCAAGACGCAGGAGGUUGUAGCUGUCAAGGUAAUCAAGAACCGAACAGCCUACUUCAACCAGAGCAUGAUGGAGGUAUCUGUUCUCGACUUGCUUAAUUCCAAGCUCGACAAGAAUGAUGACCACCACUUGUUGCGCCUCAAGGAUACCUUCAUCCACCGCCAGCACCUGUGUCUCGUCUUUGAGCUGCUGAGCGUCAACCUGUAUGAACUGAUUAAGCAGAAUCAGUUCCGGGGACUCAGCACAACUCUUGUCCGCGUCUUUGCCCAGCAGCUGCUCAACGGCCUCGCCUUGCUCAACAAGGCUCGGUUGAUCCACUGCGAUCUUAAACCUGAGAACAUCCUGCUGAAGAACCUCGAGAGCCCCAUAAUCAAGAUUAUAGAUUUCGGUUCUGCCUGCGACGAACGUCAGACAGUCUACACCUACAUCCAGUCUCGUUUCUACCGCUCGCCCGAAGUCCUACUCGGCCUCCCCUACUCGUCAGCCAUUGACAUGUGGUCGCUAGGCUGCAUCGUCGUCGAGCUGUUCCUCGGUCUACCUCUCUUCCCUGGAUCGUCCGAGUACAACCAGGUAUCGAGGAUUGUCGAGAUGAUGGGCAACCCCCCCAAUUGGAUGCUCGAGAUGGGCAAGCAGUCCGGCGAGUUUUUCGAUAAGAGGCAGGAUGAGUACGGCCGCAAAACCUAUCAGCUCAAGAGCAUGGAGCAGUAUGCCAGGGAGCACCAGACAAAGGAGCAGCCCAGCAAGCGAUACUUUUCGGCCAACACGCUACCCGAGAUCAUCAAGACGUACCCCAUGCCGCGCAAGAACAUGAAGCAGAGCGAGAUCGACAGAGAGAUGAACAACCGCGUUGCUUUCAUCGAUUUUGUGCGGGGUCUGCUAACCAUCAACCCCCUCGAAAGAUGGUCGCCGCAACAGGCCAAGAUGCACCCAUUCAUCACGCAGCAAAAGUUCCAGGGCGCAUUUGUGCCGCCGAUGAACCUCAAGUCUAGCUCACUGAACCGGUCGCCGGCUCCGGGAACGCAGCAGCAGCAGCAGGCCGAGGCCCUCAGCAAGCAGCGUGCGCAGGCGGCGCAGGCCCAAGCUCAGGCACAGGCCAACUCAGCCGCGCAGUAUGGUGCCAUGGCAGGUGGCCAGUACCCGCCGUCAGGCCACGCUCAGCCGCCCAUGUACGGGGCCGGUCCCGGCGUGUACCCGCCCGCAGGAGGCAACGUGCCUCCGGCCUACGGCUCCCAACCCACCCAGUAUGCUCAGAUGCCUAUGCCCCAGGCUGCACCGCAGCAGAUACCACCUGCUGGGCAGUAUGGCGGCGUGCCCCAGCAGGCCAUGUACUCUCAGCAGGGGAUGCGGGCCAACCGCCAGCGCGCGUCAACGAUGGAGCAGCAGCAGAGCGGCGUACCGGCCGCCAUCCAGCGCGUUGCCAGUCACCUGGAUCCGAGCCAGCCCAUCCGACUCCAGCCGAGCCCGGCCUACUACCCGCCGCCAGGUGAAGGUCUCCCUGCUGUUGACUCGGGCCGUCGGGAUCGACGCACCAGCCGACUUCAACAGGGUGCGCGUGGAAACCGAGACUUCAUCCGUAACCUUGAGGAGCGGACCAUGGAGGAGGGCUUCAUGGGAAGUCAGAACCCGUGGCAUUGA
Messenger RNA from Geosmithia morbida, 2655 nucleotides. RefSeq lists its product as uncharacterized. Gene Ontology annotation, biological process: peptidyl-serine phosphorylation; peptidyl-threonine phosphorylation. Gene Ontology annotation, molecular function: protein tyrosine kinase activity; protein serine/threonine kinase activity; ATP binding. Gene Ontology annotation, cellular component: cytoplasm; nucleus. The record is from RefSeq and is a predicted model, not a curated record. The transcript is spliced from 5 exons. Lineage: Eukaryota; Fungi; Ascomycota; Sordariomycetes; Hypocreales; Bionectriaceae. Bases 1 to 2655 code for a protein of 884 amino acids.